Messenger RNA from Dissoconium aciculare CBS 342.82, 2316 nucleotides. RefSeq lists its product as uncharacterized. Bases 1 to 2316 code for a protein of 771 amino acids. The record is from RefSeq and is a predicted model, not a curated record. The transcript has a single exon. Lineage: Eukaryota; Fungi; Ascomycota; Dothideomycetes; Mycosphaerellales; Dissoconiaceae.
AUGGCGACACUACCACCCCCAGAUGUGGCCAUGGACAUCUCGUCACCAGGCCAUCGCAUGGACCAGGACGACGAUAUUGAGAUUGACAUCAGCGACUACCCUAUCGCGUUCGAAUUGACCGACGAUGAGCAAAUGGUAGAAGACGGCGAACAGGCACGGCCAGACACUGCGACUGAUGAAAACAUGGACGAUGACGAGCCAACGAUUAUCACACACGAAGAAGUGAUGAUAGAUGAGCCUCCACUCGACAAUACCACAAUUGGGGACGACCUUGAUGAUGAGCUCAUCGAUUACGAUGAUGACCAAGCUCAACAAAUUCCAGCCCCUGCAAUAGACCAAGGACAAAUUCAGCCAGCUACCCUGGAGAUGGUGGUCGCGCCCUUCCUUGUAUCUACCUCAGAAAGCCAGACAACUCUCAUUGGAGACCCUCUCUCAUCAUCAGCAGAAGAGACUUCGGGCUUAGUCCCAGUCUUGCUGAGCAAUGGUCCAAGUUCACAAGUUGAACAGCAAAGCCUAGUUGCAGAAGAGUCUGUCGCGGCGCCACUUUCAUCUUCAGAAUACCAGGAACCGAUCCCUGCCACAGUGGACGGUGUACACAAUGAUAAAGCCCCGGUUGAAGGAAAACUAACUGUCAAGGAUAUUGAUCCACCGACCACUGUUCAGGAGCAGGUCAAGAAUGAUGAAAUAUCAGCUCAGCAGCCACAGACUGAACAGAAUGACGAAGCAUCAGAUCAUACGCAACAAGCCGAAGUGGACUACGAGAAAAGUCUGACAGAAGAACAGAGUUCAACCAUCGAGACUCGAAUCGAACCCAGUGAAGAGACUCUUCCCCCGCCGACUGAUACAGGUCUUCAUCCUGUCAUGGUGAAAUAUAGGUCAACAGAAUUCCCAUUAUUCAAAUCACAGACUUCACCCAACGGUCUUUUGGAGAACGACAACAUUGCCAGUCUAAGCCUUGCCAAUCUUAUGGCCACAUGCCGAGAACAGCUUGCAAUCAACACUGGCGAGAAUAUUUCGGACGAUCAAGAGUUAUGCUUGAAGAUCGACCACAUGAGAUCUACCCUCAGAGAGCACGAGCCACGAGCAUUCGAAUUCAGUCUCCAAGAAGUUCUGGAUACCUUUGUUCACUUGUACCAGAAUGAUGCGACGGAGGAGAUCCCGGCCAUGUGGCUCACGAUCGAGCUGAUUUGGAACUUUUCGAAACUCAUCACAGAGAUGAAAAGUGCUGCCAGCGAAGGUCUCGGCAUGACGCACUUCGAAUAUGUGAAUAGUGCCAAUGGUGAUUAUUAUCAGGAGGAACAUCCUAACGAGGAUGAACCCGAUCACGCUUCCAUUGAUAAUGAAUACUACGAACCAGAUGAAGAGUAUGCCGAUGAAUUUGAGGAAGAACAAGCUGCAGAUCACAAUGGCGAAUCUCAGCAUCACAACGAACUCCAGGAUAACGCCGAAUCAGCUAGCAGCAAUGCAAAUCCCAAUAACGACAAUGUUGAUGAAGUCGUAGCUGAGAGCAGCGUGUCGGAAGCUCAGGUAGAGGAUUCCCAGGCGGAUGCCGAAACCGAUGUGGAGUCCUCAAAGCCUCCCAUCGAAGACUCUCACGACUAUCCCGCUGCUGCGCUUGCAACCUCGACGGAAGAUGCGAACGAUUCUGCAUAUGCAGCGAGCAACGUAGAAGGGCACCCGGGACAUCCGGACAAUCGCGUGCCGAGUCACGAAGAUACUACAGAAGAGCAAUCGGACAACGAGUUUGACGACGCGGCUGAAGUCUAUGAUGCCGUCGGGGACGAGGACUUCGUAACAGGCGAGAUUGAGGAAGCGCAUGAGGACGACGACCAUUUAGAGCCCAAAGUGAACGGCGAAGAAGUUGAAGAGGGUGCUGAACAAGCUCUGCUCCCUGGUAAUGACGAAGCCGAUGACAACACGCUUCAUGAUGAGCUUGACAACGCUGCCGUGGAGCAAGAGGAAUAUGCAAAUGAAGACAACAUUCAGAACAUGCCUGAGCCAGAAGAGGCUGUGGUGCCAGCUUCUGGGGCUGCCCCCACAAAUGACGAUCUCCUAGAAUACGACGACGACGAAAACGCUCCUCUUGACACCUCCACAGAACAAUCCACCAGUGAGAAGAAUGGAGAUGGUACCGAACAUGCCGAGGCAGAUGCGAGUAAAACCGAUUCAGACCCGGAAGGCAGAUCGCUUCUACACAAUCAAACUUCAAAACACGAAUCGCCUCGAGGUAAACGCCGACUUGAGGAUAAUUCUGACUUCGACUUCAUCGACUUUGCCGAUGAUGAACCCGAUGUCAAAAAAGCUCGAGCUGGAUGA